Hevea brasiliensis (rubber tree) is the source of this 867-nucleotide messenger RNA. Its product is annotated as SKP1-like protein 1B. The transcript is spliced from 2 exons. The record is from RefSeq and is a predicted model, not a curated record. Lineage: Eukaryota; Viridiplantae; Streptophyta; Magnoliopsida; Malpighiales; Euphorbiaceae. Bases 131 to 604 code for a protein of 157 amino acids. Gene Ontology annotation, biological process: SCF-dependent proteasomal ubiquitin-dependent protein catabolic process. Gene Ontology annotation, cellular component: cytoplasm; nucleus. Gene Ontology annotation, molecular function: cullin family protein binding.
CGGCUCUUCGGUUCGCCAAGCUCUUUGUUGUUUGUUUGUGAAAAUACGCCUAGCGAACAGCUUAAGCCUCUAGGGUCCUUUUUUUUGUCAUUUUUUGUUUGUUUUUUUUCGUUUGUUUGCGCUCUAAACGAUGUCGUCGUCGAAGAAGAUCACCUUGAAGAGCAGCGACGGUGAGCCCUUCGAGGUCGACGAGGCGGUGGCGCUUGAGUCUCAAACGAUCAAACACAUGAUCGAGGACGAUUGCGCUGAUAACGGCAUCCCGCUGCCAAAUGUGACUAGCAAGAUCCUGGCGAAGGUGAUCGAGUACUGCAAGAAGCACGUCGAGACUCCCAAGUCUGAUGAUCGCAGCAGCAGCGCUGAUGAUGGGCUCAAGGACUGGGACGCUGAGUUCGUGAAAGUAGACCAGGCCACACUCUUCGAUCUCAUUCUAGCUGCCAACUAUUUGAACAUCAAGGGCCUGCUGGACCUGACAUGUCAGACUGUUGCAGACAUUAUCAAGGGAAAGACCCCUGAGGAGAUCAGGAAGACAUUUAACAUCAAGAAUGACUUUACCCCUGAGGAGGAGGAAGAGGUUCGUCGGGAGAACCAGUGGGCAUUUGAAUGAAGUAAUUACCGGGUGGUUUAAAGUAGCAAAUGUGGAGUAUGUGGCUUAAUAGUAAAUGAACCUUGUUGGCUUAUGUUAGCGCUGAAGAGUUAAUAGACUUUAGUCUUCCUUGGUUUCAUUUACUGCUUUGAACUUGUGGGGACUUGAAAUGUAAAUAAUAAUUGGAUUCUCGGGGGAGAGUUCGGUUGUGGCUGGGCUUUCCUUCCAAUCAAUUGCCUACUGGUUAUCAAUGUGAUCUGUUUUAGCAGUAUGUACAUUUUAAA